AAGCAGGCGCCACACUGCGUAGAGGCGGCUGUCCAAUCAGAAUGCAGCACAGCAUCGGUACUUCCGUUUCAGCUGUGACGGAAAUAUCAAGAGACUGCAGAUACUUCCAUGCUCUGGAGUGGACGUGGCUCUGCGAACUUGAUAUCAACCACCCAUGCAGCGCUGCCUGACUCUGACCCUUGCCCGGCACAACAGGCUCAUUUUGAGAAAUAAAUUUGCAUCUGUCCACUGCCAGCAGUCAGCAGCCAUGUCAGGUCUCCUCAUCAACCAGCCCAAAUACUCCUGGCUGAAAGAGCUGGGCCUGUCUGAGGACAACCCUGGUGUUUACAACGGGAGCUGGGGAGGCAGCGGGGAGGUCAUCACGUCAUACUGCCCUGCCAACAAUGAGCCGAUUGCCAGAGUAACCCAGGCAACUUUGGCGGAGUAUGAUGAAACUGUCCAGAAGACGAGGGAGGCUUGGAAGAUGUGGGCAGAUAUACCAGCUCCCAAAAGAGGGGAGAUUGUGAGGCAGAUUGGAGACGCGCUCAGAAAGAAGAUUAAAGUCCUCGGGAGCCUGGUGUCUCUAGAAAUGGGCAAGAUCUAUGUUGAGGGAGUGGGAGAGGUUCAGGAAUAUGUUGAUGUCUGUGAUUAUGCUGUUGGUCUGUCUAGAAUGAUUGGUGGGCCCAUCCUGCCCUCAGAAAGACCAGGCCAUGCCCUGAUCGAACAGUGGAACCCAGUUGGUCUUGUCGGCAUCAUCACUGCCUUUAACUUCCCUGUGGCUGUCUAUGGCUGGAACAAUGCCAUCGCUCUGACCUGUGGCAACGUCUGCCUCUGGAAAGGAGCCCCAACCACACCUCUCACAAGUGUUGCAGUUACCAGGAUUGUGGCUGAGGUGCUGGAGCGGAACAACCUGCCCGGUGCUAUCUGCUCCAUGACCUGCGGAGGCGCUGAUAUCGGCACAGCCAUGGCAAAGGAUGAGCGUGUGGAUCUGGUGUCGUUCACUGGCAGCACCCAUGUUGGCAAGAUGGUGGCCAUGAUGGUGCAGGAAAGGUUUGGUCGUAAGCUGCUGGAGCUCGGUGGAAACAAUGCUAUCAUCGUUUUUGACGAUGCUGACCUGAAUCUUGUGGUGCCUUCUGCUGUCUUUGCAUCGGUGGGAACCGCUGGCCAGCGCUGCACCACAACCAGGAGACUGAUGCUGCACGAGAGUGUUCACGACACAGUGGUUGAGAGGAUUGCCAAGGCCUACAAACAAGUCCGCAUCGGAGACCCCUGGGAUCCCAGCACCCUGUAUGGGCCUCUGCACACCAAACAAGCUGUGGAGCAGUAUCUGGCAGCCACUGAGCAGGCCAAGCAACAGGGUGGCACUCUGGUCUGUGGAGGAAAGGUGAUGGACCGCCCUGGAAACUACGUGGAGCCAACCAUCAUCACAGGGCUCGCUCACGAUGCUCCCAUUGUCCACACCGAAACCUUUGUCCCCAUACUCUAUGUCCUCAAGUUCAAGACAGAAGAGGAGGCAUUUGCCUGGAACAACGAAGUCCAGCAGGGCCUCUCCAGCAGCAUCUUCACCAAAGAUAUGGGUCGGGUUUUCCGCUGGCUGGGGCCAAAAGGAUCCGACUGCGGCAUCGUGAAUGUCAACAUUCCUACAAGCGGAGCUGAGAUCGGAGGAGCCUUUGGUGGAGAGAAACACACAGGAGGUGGAAGAGAGUCGGGCAGUGACUCAUGGAAGCAGUACAUGAGGCGUUCAACCUGCACAAUAAACUACAGCAAGGAUCUUCCUCUGGCCCAGGGAAUCAAGUUUGAGUAAAGCCUUCAGGUGGUUUGUUGUUUAAGCGUUCAAUGAGCCCAAAAGGACAACACUAAAUGAUUUAGUGGCAGUGUUGCCUAACAAAUGCUACACAUUUGUCACUGCAUUUGUGCAUUCAGAAAGGUCAGUUUUAAUUUCACAAAAUUGGAAUAAUUUUGCAUCUGUUUAAUUUUUCCUGUAUCAAAUCUAUGUCUAUGGUUGUUGCAUUAGAUAUUAAUCCUGGUUUUGAAAUAACAGUUUGAACAUUUAGUGUUUAAAGGUGAAAUACUUUUCCCCAAAAUGGCUGGUGUGCACUUUUCUACAAGCACUUAGAAAGUGAGUUUGAGUGCUAGAUGACUGUACCGGAUACUUUAUACUGUAUAAAAAAAUAAACCUUACCUUUAUUUUGGAAGAAAAA
Molecule: messenger RNA, 2180 nt
Organism: Siniperca chuatsi (mandarin fish)
Lineage: Eukaryota; Metazoa; Chordata; Actinopteri; Centrarchiformes; Sinipercidae
Gene: aldh7a1
Product: aldehyde dehydrogenase 7 family, member A1
Exons: 2
Coding region: 155-1783 (542 amino acids)
Molecular function (GO): aldehyde dehydrogenase (NAD+) activity
Source: RefSeq, a predicted model, not a curated record